Molecule: messenger RNA, 1539 nt
Organism: Arachis duranensis
Lineage: Eukaryota; Viridiplantae; Streptophyta; Magnoliopsida; Fabales; Fabaceae
Product: endoglucanase
Exons: 7
Coding region: 49-1539 (496 amino acids)
Biological process (GO): carbohydrate metabolic process
Molecular function (GO): hydrolase activity, hydrolyzing O-glycosyl compounds
Source: RefSeq, a predicted model, not a curated record
AUAAUACUAUUGGCAUACAGAAAUUAAGCUUAAGAGAUAGAUCUCGUGAUGACAAUGGUGGUGUAUGGCGUAUUAAUGUUGUGGUGUGCAAUAGUUGGGCUUGCCAUGAGGCCCGGGGUGAUGGAGGAUCAGACGCCGCUAAGGUCGUCAUCAUCAGCAGCUAAUAGUAGUAGUUAUGACUACGCAGAUGCUCUGGAAAAGGCUAUCUUAUUCCUUGAAGGACAACGUUCAGGACAGUUGCCGUCCAAUCAAAGAGUCACCUGGAGAGCAGACUCAGCUCUCUCUGACGGCAAACUUCAAAAUUUGGAUUUGACCGGAGGAUAUUAUGACGCUGGUGAUAAUGUGAAGUUUGGAUGGCCAAUGUCAUUUACAGUGACGUUAUUGAGUUGGGCAAAUAUUGAGUAUCAGACUCAGAAACAGACUGAUCAAAACCUCCAAAGUGCAAUCCGCUGGGGCACUGAUUUCAUACUCAAAGCCCACACUUCGCCGACUACGCUCUUCACACAGAUCGGAGAUGGGAACGCCGAUCACCAAUGUUGGGAGCGCCCAGAGGACAUGGAUACUCCAAGAACACUCUACAAGAUUGAUUCUUCUUCCCCUGGAACCGAGGCUGCUGCUGAAUCUGCUGCUGCUCUUGCUGCUGCCUCCAUUGCCUUCAAGAAAACAGAUCCCGCUUAUUCAUCAACCCUAUUAACCCACUCUAAAUCACUGUUAGAUUUUGCUGACAAGUAUAGAGGAUCGUACUCGCUUUCUUGCCCAUUCUACUGCUCCUACUCAGGUUACCAGGAUGAACUGUUAUGGGCGGCGUCUUGGCUAUACAAGGCCACCGGAGAAAGCCAGUAUUUGAACUAUAUUACUUCUAACCAAGGAUGGAGUCAUGCCGUAAAUGAGUUCAGCUGGGAUAACAAAUUUAUUGGAGCUCAAACAAUACUCACCCAGGAAUUUUAUGAGGGGAAGAAUGAACUGGGCAAGUUUAAGAGUGACGCUGAAUCAUUUGUAUGCGCAGUGAUGCCAGGAAGUAGCUCUCAACAGAUUAAGACGACUCCCGGCGGUCUAUUGUAUACUAGAGACAGUAGCAACUUGCAAUAUACAACAAGCUCAACCAUGGUGCUAUUCAUUUUCUCCAAAAUCCUAAGCAGGAACAACGUCAGUGGAAUCCAGUGUGGCUUUUCACAUUUCACUGCCCCCCAAAUUAGAGACUUUGCAAAAACACAGGUGGACUACAUACUGGGAAAGAAUCCAAUGAGUAUGUCGUACAUGGUUGGAUUUGGCAGUAACUACCCAAAGAAAUUACACCACAGAGGCUCAUCAAUCCCUUCAAUCAAAGAUCAGCAGGGAAAAGUGGGGUGCAGCGAUGGUAUGUCAAACUAUUACAAUUCACCAAAUCCAAAUCCCAAUACUCACGUUGGUGCCAUUGUUGGAGGCCCUGAUUCCAAUGACCACUUCGGUGAUGAAAGAUCUGACUAUUCUCACAGCGAACCUACAACCUAUAUUAAUGCUGCUUUCGUCGGUUCCGUCGCUGCUUUGCUUGCUGAAUGA